Molecule: messenger RNA, 864 nt
Organism: Melozone crissalis (California towhee)
Lineage: Eukaryota; Metazoa; Chordata; Aves; Passeriformes; Passerellidae
Gene: C8G
Product: complement C8 gamma chain
Exons: 7
Coding region: 16-864 (282 amino acids)
Biological process (GO): complement activation
Cellular component (GO): membrane attack complex
Source: RefSeq, a predicted model, not a curated record
CUCGCACAGCAGCACAUGGCGGCCCUGCGCACCCUCCUGCUCCUCGGGCUGCUCCUCACGGCGAGGGGGCAGAGGGCGGCGCGGAGACGGCGGCCGCCCCCUCCCCAGAGUGCGCUCGAAAAAGUGGCGGCUCAGGAGGCGCUCAGCCUCCACCAGCUCUCAGGGAAGUGGUUCCUGGUCGGCAUGGCCUCUCGCUGCAGCUACCUGGCAGAGCACAGCCACCAGCUGGAGGCCACGACAGUGACAAUGACCAUCCUGGAUGGGCAGAGCCUGGCCAUCAGCACCUUCAGGAAGCUGGACAGGAUGUGCUGGGAAAUCAGGCAGCACUACCUUCCCGCCCAGGCCCCCGGACGCUUCCUGCUGAAGGGCCAUAGGAAAAGCAGCAAAGUGGAUGUGGUGGUGGGUGAGGCUGACCCCAGCAGCUUCAUCAUUCUCUAUUACCAGAAGGGCCGCAGCAUCUCUGUUAAGCUCUAUGGACGGAGCAGCCGCGUCAGCGACGCCGUCGUGGACAAGUUCGAGCAGCGCGCCAGGGCCGUGGGGCUGAGCCAGGAUGUCACCUACUACUUCCCCACCUAUGGAUUUUGUGACUCUGCAGAUGAGUUUCACGUCCUCGAUGGUGAGUUGGGGAUGCUGGGUGAUGCGCUGGGUGCCCCCAUGUGCCAGGCUUGGUCCCUCACUGGGCACCAGCUGGGUGUCCCUGUCCUGACAUGCUCCAGCUUUGCCACCCAGGUCCUUGGGCUGGCUCCCAGCUUUGCCACCCCCAGGACAGCCGAACACCACCCGGAUAUCCAUCGGGUGCUGGGCAGGGAGCUGGGGGUACCUGGCAGCAGAGGGGGCUUUGUGUUCCUGUGCCAGUGCCAAUGA